Molecule: messenger RNA, 1515 nt
Organism: Equus caballus (horse)
Lineage: Eukaryota; Metazoa; Chordata; Mammalia; Perissodactyla; Equidae
Gene: AP3S2
Product: adaptor related protein complex 3 subunit sigma 2
Biological process (GO): intracellular protein transport; Golgi to vacuole transport
Cellular component (GO): membrane coat; intracellular membrane-bounded organelle; AP-3 adaptor complex
Source: RefSeq, a predicted model, not a curated record
GGCGCACCAGCCGGAAGUGCUCGUGUUGUGGCGGAAGGAGAUGCUCUCUGGGAGCCGCGGCGGCUGACGGAAGAGUGGCGGGCGAAGAUGAUUCAGGCCAUUCUGGUUUUCAACAACCACGGGAAGCCGCGGCUGGUCCGCUUCUACCAGCGUUUCCCAGAAGAAAUCCAGCAGCAGAUUGUUCGAGAGACCUUCCAUCUAGUUCUCAAGCGGGAUGACAACAUCUGUAACUUCUUGGAGGGUGGAAGUUUGAUUGGCGGCUCUGACUACAAGCUGAUUUACCGGCACUAUGCUACCCUCUACUUUGUAUUUUGUGUGGAUUCAUCGGAGAGUGAACUUGGAAUCUUGGACCUCAUCCAGGUUUUUGUGGAGACCUUGGAUAAGUGUUUCGAAAAUGUUUGUGAAUUGGAUUUGAUCUUCCAUAUGGAUAAGGUACACUACAUCCUCCAGGAGGUGGUGAUGGGUGGGAUGGUGUUGGAAACCAACAUGAAUGAAAUCGUGGCUCAGAUGGAAGCUCAGAACAGGCUGGAGAAAUCCGAGGGUGGCCUCUCGGCAGCCCCCGCCCGGGCCGUGUCUGCUGUGAAGAACAUCAACCUGCCAGAGAUCCCUCGGAACAUCAACAUCGGCGAUCUCAACAUCAAAGUCCCCAACCUGUCCCAGUUCGUCUGAGGGUCAAAGACUGGACUGAACUGGAGUCCUUGAAACCAGCAAAGCCAAGCCUGUCCUGCCAUGGCACCCACUCCCAGCCUCAGAAGUCAGGCCUUGGGCCCAGACCCUUGCUGUCACGGCAUGGGGACCGGAGUCCUGUGUCCACUGCCAGCCGGUGUUCGGUUCUCACAUGUGCAGCUUUGCCGGUCUCUGAUGCACGUGGCCGUUGCCGAUGUGUGGGGUCCUUGGCUUCCUCAAUGGGGGGUCCGCGUGCCCAAGCCACUCACACCCUUUACCUCCCGCCUGCAGCCACUCCCAGGGGCUGGGGACUAUUGAGAGCCCAUCUGCUUCCCAGAGCCCCCUCACGAGGGCAUUCUCUGACUGGAGGCUUCAUCCUUAGCACCACGAGGCUUCUGAGCUCCUGUAGCAUUUACUUUUGCUGGUGAGGUGCCAUAGCUCAAAAAGGGCUGAUGCUUCAGAUUUGGGGGUGUGCUGAGUGGCACACCAGGCGGGAUUUUAGGAGAACCAGAGUUGCCCCCUGGCUCUAGUAGGGUUAUCAUACCCAGAAUCCUUCUGUGUUAGCCAAGCUUUCUGAUCACCGCCUCCUGCAGAAUACACGUGCCCGCUGCCCUAGUCCUACGUCUGCUCUCACAGGCGUUCUGUGCAGGACACUCCAACUUGUAACCCUGGGGCAUGCGCACCACCUUUCUGCUAACGGGGAGAGAGCCCCUGCACGGCCACCUCUCCAGCACACCCCAGCCCUCCCAGGGAAGAGGCCCUGUGUCUGUAGAACACGUGGACCGUCUCCGAAUUCCGACUCUCCAGGUUUGAAAUACAUUCUCCUCACGAGGAGCAGACAGGUCUGUG